GAGAAUAAAACCCUUGGAGGAGCAUUCAGUGCGCACAUCUAUUGCUGGCAGUCACCAUGAUGAGGACAAUCAAGCUCUUACUGCUCCUCUCCACCCUCAUGUUGGCAGUUGAUUCAAUGACAACAAGAAAAAAUGCCCUUCAUAAUUUUCUGAAGACUUCUGGACAUGCUUUGAUUAAAAAGUCCCUGCAGCAAAAGUCAAAAAGAAUGGACAACAUUGAACAAUGUGCAAAGCGAUGUAUGAAAUUCAAAGGAUUUGUUUGCAGGGCCUUUUAUUUUGGUAAAAGUGAGAAGCGGUGUUAUUGGUUGUCAUUUAACAGCAAAACAAAAGGGGUAAAAGGAAAACCGGACAAAGCAUUUGAUCUUUAUGAGAGAAAAGAUUACAUUAGAGAAUGUAUUAUUGGAAAAGGUAAAAACUACAGGGGUACAAAGUCAGUGACAGAAAGUGGUCAAACCUGUCAACACUGGAAUUCAACAAUCCCACAUGACCAUAGGUUUUUGCCUUCGAACAAUCGCAAUAAAAAUCUAAAAGAGAAUUACUGCAGGAAUCCAACAGAUGAUGAAGGAGGACCAUGGUGCUUCACAAUGCACCCAAGAAUUCGGCUCGAGAGCUGUGCUAUUCCACAAUGUUCAGAAGUUGAAUGCAUGACAUGUAAUGGAGAAACCUACCGGGGACCCAUGGACCACACAAAGUCUGGAAAGGAAUGUCAGCGCUGGGACCUUCAGAUGCCUCACAAACACAGAUUCAAUCCCGAACGGUAUCCAGAUAAGGGACUUGAUGAUAAUUAUUGCCGUAAUCCUGAUGGCCGCACUAAGCCUUGGUGUUACACACUUGACCCUCAUACCCCUUGGGAAUAUUGUGACAUUAAAGAAUGUGUUCAUAACUGUGACCAUGAUUUGGAGGUGACUACGGAAUGCUUCAAAGAUCUUGGGGAGAGUUAUAGAGGAACUAUGAACACCACACCUUCAGGAAUCCCUUGCCAACGCUGGGAUGUUCAGUAUCCUCACCAGCAUAAUUUCACCCCUGAGAACUAUAAGUGCAAGGACUUGGAUAAAAAUUACUGCAGGAAUCCUGAUGGAAGAGAAGCCCCCUGGUGCUUCACGACAGAUACAGAAAUUCGAGUAGCUUAUUGCUUUCAUAUCCCAAGGUGUGAGAAUAAAACUCCAAUUUCAGAAGAAUGUUACCAAGGGACUGGAACAACCUAUAGAGGAAGUGUAUCUAAAACCAGGACUGGCAUUCAUUGUGCGCCGUGGGUAAAUUUCAGCCAGGCUAUUGCAAGAAUCACCUUGGACUCCAAUACUGAAAGCCUGGCAGAGAACUACUGUCGCAAUCCAGAUGCAGACAAACAUGGUCCCUGGUGUUACACUAGUGAUCCCCUCACUCCAUGGGACUAUUGUGCGAUUGAACCUUGUGACAAAACAGCAUCAUCAGAAUUAGCCUCAGCAGGCACUCGACAAUGUUCCAGUAGAAUACAGACAAGAAUAGUGAAUGGAUUUCGAGCAACUGCCAAAAGCUCCAGCUGGAUGGUUAGCCUGCGACACAGGGAUAUCCAUUUCUGUGGAGGAUCAUUAAUUGAACAGAAUUGGGUUCUCACAGCCAAGCAUUGUUUUUCCACAUGUAAGCCAGAUUUAAGAGGAUAUGAAGCUGUGAUGGGAAUUCUUAAAGAUGAUAAAAGUGAGGAAGCUCAUAAGCAAAUAAGAGAGAUAUCACAGCUUGUCUGUGGCCCAGAUGGAUCCAAUCUAGUGAUGUUGAAAUUGUCCAGACCAGUAAAAUCGACCAGUUAUGUUCACUGGAUCAAACUGCCUCAGCCUGGAUGUGAAAUAAGUGAAGGCACCUUAUGUAACAUAUCUGGAUGGGGAGAAACCAAAGAUACAGGUUAUGAAGGUGAGCUAAAGGUGGCCCAGAUUCCGAUAAUUGGAAAUAAGAAGUGCAAUGAAUACCAUCAAGGAAAAAUCCAAAUUAAUGAAUCUGAAAUCUGUGCAGGAGAUGAAAAGGGAACUGUUGGUACAUGUGAGCGAGAUUAUGGCGGCCCCCUAGUCUGUGAAGAACAUAAACAAAGCUUAUUGCAAGGUGUCAUCAUUCCUGGUCGAGGUUGUGCAAAACCAAAGCGUCCUGGUAUUUUUGUGAGGGUGUCAUAUUAUGUCACAUGGAUACACAAAGUCUGUAAGACGUACAAAAAACCCAACCACAUUGGAUGAAUGUGUCAACCGAAAUUCUUAAUUGCCAAGCACAUAAUUUAUCAACUGAAGACUCAUGUUGCUGCAGAUAACUAUCAACUCUAUUGAUUCUUCCCUUUUUAAGAAUGAUUUAUCUGCUCAGUCUGUUCAUUGUUCAACUAUAUCUGGAUAUCUGAGUUUCGUAUGUAUUUUUGGAGGGUUCCUGAGGUAAUUUAAAAUGUACAACUGCAAUAAAGUAGAAGUAAGGAAACUUCCAGAAUGUCAGGUUAACAUCUGGCUCACACUUGAAAAGCUUCUCUUUCUGAAAUUUUAUUUUGAUGUUGGAAUAGCUGCUUGUCCUGCUCUGAAGACAGACAUUCAGCUCAUGAAACUUUUGUGCCUUUUGUUAUAACUUAGCUUGAACAAAUUCUCUUCCUGCACUUGAGAAGGUUGACUAGAACCUUCAGCAUUAAAUCAGGCAAGCAAAGAACUAGAUUCUAGAGUAACCUAUAGGGCAACUAGGUUUGGGCUCAUUUAGGAGCAUUAGCUGUCCAAAUGUAUGUUGUAUAUAAUUUAAUGUAAUUUUUCCAAGCAUUCCAAUUUUUGUAAUGUAAUGAAUUGGAUUUAUAUCAGAAUUUUACAACUUUGAAACUCUUUUUAAAGUAUACAUACUACACAUUUGUGUUUGUGUCCUCUAGAGGAUUUAAUGCAAGGACUAAAAUGGAUUUAAAACUCAUUCAUAUCUCUUUUUUUCAAAGUUUUUCUUUUCAAUUUCCUCUCUUGUAAAGACAAUUGAAUAACCUGUACUCAAUGUUUUAUUUCUUGAGUGACUGAAACUGCUGUCAAGGCAUAUGCAAAUGUUGUUUGCUGCAACAUUUUUUUGUAAACUGACAACAGAGAAUCCUUUCUAUGCACUUGUCCACUUAUUUUCUGUGACCUGUACACAGCCUUGCUUCUCCACUCAUCUGCUGGUCAGAUUUGGACUUGUUGUAAUAAAAACAACAAUGAAUUUUCAACAUCCCAAAUUCUGCAUUCCAGAAUUGAAAUAUCAAUGUUGUGCAGCAUUAGAGCGACAGCUUUUCUGUGUCCAUCUGCUGAGCACUGUUCCGUUGUUUAGCAUCUUUGCCAAUUCAGCCAAUCCUCUCUAAUCCUGCUACCUACUGACCCUUGAUCUAACUAUGAUGGUACUUGGAGAACACUGACUGGAGGACAAAUAGCAGUAGCUGCCCUUGCAGCAAGCCUGAUUAACAGCCUCAUGGAGCUGACUCCUGAAUAGCACAUCCAAUUAUUUCAUAACAUCUGCACUGACAAACUCUUUCACCAGUUUAACUCAACUUUAGGAAUACACAUUUAUGAAUAUUUUUCUUAUUUGGAUAAUUUGUUUUAGUGCCAUUCAGGGGUCUAAUUUUCCAUUUCUUUUUGCUAGGCUGUUUUGAAAAUGGCACUGAUUCAAGUAAUGAUAGACUUAUAGCUUUUACUCAUUAUUGCCUUUUUUGUGACUAGAGGGAUAAAAAAAAUUCUUCUGAAAUAGACAGGGAGGGCUAUAAACAUUGUUUUUUUUUCACAUCUUCCACCACACUCUCUACUUUGCUUAAAUGCUUUUGCAUGUUAAAAAGGAGGAAAAAAAACACUUAAUUAAUUUACUCGCCUGGAUUGCUCUUGCAAGAAAUAAUACAGAAAUCUAACUAGUGAGAUGAAUAACUUUGGAUCUUCUGAAUAUCUUCGUUGCCAAUUAGAUACAAGUCAUAGCAAGGUGCCGAUUUAAGUCUUGCAACCAGAAGUUCCCAGGUUAAACCCCUGCUGCUUGGCCUGUACCAGACAGCUGAUGUUUUAUAACUGGCUCAAAUGGCACUGGGUUAAGAGGAGCUGGUCAGAUUUUCCAAUAUGAUUCUGAAGGAGGGUCACUGAACCCAAAAUUUUAAUUCUGUUUUCUCUCCACUGAUGCUGCCAGACUUACUGAGUUUUUAAAGCAAUUUCUAGCUUUGUUUCUAAUAUUCUAAUUAUCCCACUUGGAAAACUAUUUUAAACUUAUUUUAAAAAAUGAUUUUUUGACUUGAUAUUUUCAUUAGUGCUGAACAGCAGUUUAAUUUUGAAUGAGCACCUGGGUAUUGUUACGAUGUUGGCAUAAAAGCUGAUAUAUAAUCCUUACAGUGUGGAAACAAGCCCAACAAAUCCACACCGAUCCUCUGAAGACUAACUCACCCAGACCCAUUCCCCUACCCCUAUUAUCCUCUAUUAACCCCUGACUAAUGCACCUAACCUACGCAUCCCUGAAUACUAUGGGUAAUUUGGCAUGGCCAAUUCACCGAACUCGCGCAUCUUUGGAUUUUGGGAGGAAACCGGAGCACCCAGAGGAAAUCCAAGCUAACCAUCGAGCCACCAUGCGACCACAAUAUAAAUUGUCACCUCUUUUUUUUGCAAUUUAUUUAUCUUUUUUGGUGAAUGUAGUGCAUGUUGGACUAGAUUUUGUGGGUAUACCUUCAAUCGAUGUUUUACAGAUGUCACAUUUCUUUAAUGAUUUGAAAACUGUUUAUAUUUUGAAAUUACUUUGGUACUUUUAGCACCCAGAAUUGUUGAAUUUAAGGCACAACUGUGUUUGCAGUUGUCCAAGAGCAAAUCAAAUUGUACCUGCUGCCAGGUAUGCAAUGGCACAAUUGCUAAGAUUUUUCUCCUGCUUACUAUAAUAGUGAUAACUGGUUGUGAUGACUUUAAAUUCAGACAAUGCCUAGAUAAACAUAUCUUUUAUAAAGUUCUCAAUUUGAAAUAUUAUCAAAAGAUAAAGCAAAGAACUGUGUUUCUUUUUUUUUGGAAAGUGUAUUGAAAGAGUUUGUAAUGUGAAAUAAAACAUUGUAUUUUGUGCUUCUCUUCCCCCUCCCUUCUUGCCAGCUUCCAAAGAAGAGAAAAUAACAUAUUUAGGGGUUAACAGUUCUGGUGAAGAAUAUAAUGGUAUAACUAUAAUACUGGUGCACCAGCUGGUUUGAAGUGGUUUCAUUUGAAAGUAGUUUUAAGGUCUGAUGUUUGUCUAGUUUUAAGGAUGCUUUCUGUAAUCCCAACAAAGUGUUCCUUUUGGGGAUUUUCCAUAGGAAGUACAUUUAUAAAAUGAGGGAAUAGUGUAAAUAGAAUAAACCUUUAGCGGUAAUCUCCUCACUCGUCAAAGUGGGCCUUCGCAUCUGAUUUGCAUUAUGGAAGUUUGCUGUUGAGAAAUGGAAAAUACUAAACUUGGAGUGUGAUUUGACUGGAUACAUUCGUGCAUCUCCCAGCAUGUUGUAAUGUUGCUGAAGGAUGGGAUUGCAAUAAAUAAAACUUGACCAUUUUACAACUACAUCUGGUUCAAACCAUGGCAUGAAAAUCCUGUUAAUGGUUAGUUCUACAAAUAUUUUAAUUUAAAAAGAGCUGUUUCUGUCUUUGAACUAAAAAAAAUGGAUUCUAGAUUAAGGUCACUUUGGAAAUAAAGUUGCUUGUGAUGUACUUUACAUUAUUUAUAAGCAGCUCUAAUGCACAAGCACACUUUGUGAGUGUUUUGAAACUGGUGUUGCACACUUUGUAUACAACUCUUGACUUGUUACAUAAUGUUUGUUGCGUACUUUACAAAUGUUUUAAAUACAAUUUAUCUUCUGUUGAGCAGGAGGAAUUUAACCAUUUAUUCAAGAGAUGGGUUGUUCUACAUCACUUCACAUGCUAUUUUGAGCUGAUUAGAAAAAAUAUUUUUAUGUACUUUUUUUUAUA
Molecule: messenger RNA, 5882 nt
Organism: Hemiscyllium ocellatum (epaulette shark)
Lineage: Eukaryota; Metazoa; Chordata; Chondrichthyes; Orectolobiformes; Hemiscylliidae
Product: hepatocyte growth factor-like
Exons: 18
Coding region: 57-2198 (713 amino acids)
Biological process (GO): proteolysis
Molecular function (GO): serine-type endopeptidase activity
Source: RefSeq, a predicted model, not a curated record